Hymenoscyphus albidus is the source of this 4032-nucleotide messenger RNA. The record is from the annotation of a GenBank genome assembly. Lineage: Eukaryota; Fungi; Ascomycota; Leotiomycetes; Helotiales; Helotiaceae.
CUCCAUUCGAGUGCUACUCUGCCUAUAAAUAUCGUUGAAGGAGAAUGUCAAUCUUCUCGGCUACUGCCGAAGUCCCGCCUAAAUGUAAGUACCUCAGCCUAGCAACUUUUCUGGCGUGUCCCAUCCCAUCCCCCGUUGUUGGUGCUCACAACUUGUACUCCCAACCUUAUAUAUUACCAGUUUCACGUGUGAGACGACUUCUAAUAAGCGCUACUAGAAUAUUCGCGUAAAUGAGAUGUUUUCUCUCCAAGUAGUACAAUACAAUAUACAGCCAACCGUACGCUUCUGACUGCGUCUGUCACAGUAACACUAUCCUUCUCUCUCUCCCAUGGCAGCAAUCGCACAUGCUCCCUGCAGUUCCCAAGAGCCCAAUCGCGGCCUGACAUGAACCCACACCAAAAAAACACGAUGACUUCACCCUGAAAACUGCUGGCCUCGUCCUUCGACGACGUCUCAAGAUGGUUAUGAAUAAGCAUCCCAUGCGUCCGUUAACGGCAUAUGCAUCGCGGCGGACCCCUAAGCGAGGCCUGUUUGUAGGUCGUGGAGUUCUUUAUCGUCUAGUCUUCCAUAUCGGGUCAUCAAAUCCAGCACGUCGAUAACUCCCCGCUUGGGUCAGUGUAGAGUACAUUAGCCCUCCACACCUUGGAAUCCUUUUCCUCCACUCUUGCUCUUACGUGUCUCCACAACCAAAGCCUGAAAUGCGCAGUUUGGUAAUAUGUGCUGUAGUUGGCGAACCCCAAGAGUGACGAGUAAUGACACUGAUAGUCGCAGAGCGAGCGUUCCACUCCCACUGUGGCCACCUAGGUAGUCUUCGACCAGACAACGCCCAUUGAUUGGAUUGCUGCUCAAGACAAGCGCUGGAGCACUGCACUUGCUCCAAUCGUUCCAUGCUUUCAAACUUCCGGCACAAUAUCCUUUUCGAGAAACGCUUUCCAUAGAACAUCUCGCCCAUGAAAGCUUCUGCAUGGCCAUCCGAGCAUCCCAGUCCAGCGUGCUUGAAAGUUCCGACCAUGUUCCCAAUGAGCAGUCUAGCCACAAGGGACAACUGGGCGCAUUGUUUGGGACGAUAAGCUUGCUGCGAGAAAGGGGAAUGCGUGUCAGGUAUCGCGAGACAAUCUGGUCCAUAUUUCUGCUCUCGCGUGGUGUGGGAACAGCAAAUUUGAUCCAGCAAAAAAAGGUGUGGAGGAACUCUACCAGGGGAAGCCGGAUCGAAACAUCAAGGACGUGCAAGAAUUGCGGUUGAUCGCCCGGUAGCGCAUUGCCUAGGUUGGACUGGGGCACCGUCGAUUCCUCUGGCCUUGAGUGUGUUAAUAAAAAACAGUGUGGAGGACGGGUCGAGUAAGCAUCAGAUAUAAAGUAGAUACCGUCAUUCAGAGAACAACAUUUCAAACUUCACUCUCCCAGACUUCUCAACCAACAUCCAAUUCUGUAUACUUAUACAGUCGAAAUAACCGAUUGCCACUGACAUCAUUCCAUAUCAACCUCAACCGACAACCGAUUCACUGUAUACUUAUACAGUCAAGAUAACCCAUAACCACUAACAUCAUUCCUUCUCAACCUCAACCAACAACUCUUUACUGUAUACUUAUACAGUAAAAAUAGCCGAUAACCACUUAUAUUAUUUCAACCAACAAUACACUCACGUUGUUGGUACGGUCCCCGGUUCCGCUUGCCCCGAAUUACACCGAUCUACGGCUUCCACCGCUUUCCACAACCACACUAAGACCUCAACCAACAUCCUAACCGCCGUAUCGCAUCCCAAAUAUUCAACCACGCCAUACCUUUGGUUCCUAGUAUUCUCCCGAGCAUUCCAUUCACUGUAUCCUUGAUAAACAGUUUAUGAAAAGGACCUCAAGGCCUCAAGCAACUUUCUUUUAUCCACACGCACAUUGAAAACUUUGCUAGAAGACACCAAACUCAUCCAAUUCUGAUACCCACACGACUCUGUGCAACGAUACCUUAUACGCAAUUGUAAGUGCAAGCUCUUGUCUUUCUCAAGAAAGUAGUGGUGAUGGAUUUUUCCAACCAAGUGGUGAUAUCAACAUGAUAUCAUGCCCCUGGCAGCAAUCUUGGUCAAGCAGUAUACUUGGUGAAGAGAAAAGAAGUAUUUGUCUUCUAUCUCUAAGCGAAGUACACUGCUUCAAAGCAUCAUUCGACCCCAAUUUGCUUUUUCAAUGAUAUGCUUUUCAAGGACCAGAAGAAAAACAAAUGACAAAGCACUUCUGACAAAAGAAUAGCAAAGACGACGACAACAAGUAUAAACUACCAACAAUACAACAAAAUGGCAACUCCAGAAGUUUUCGGCCACGGCGCACCGGAAAGAUUUUACUCCAAGACACUUAGCCCUACUCGGGUUAACCCCUCAACCAAAGAAACACAAGAGAGCCUCAAGCGUUCCUUUGCUAAGUAUUUGGCAUCAGACAAUGCUGCGGCCUUUGGAAAGCUUUUCAGCCCAAGUAAGCAUCUCGCUUACGAGGAACCAAAACAAAUCCAUAGCAUGGAGGAUAUUGGAUAUCCUGCUAGCAAUGGUAUCUCCCCUGUCGCAGUCUCUGAACCUUUCCAACUCUUCAGUGAGGAGGCUAUCAAUAUCAUGAGAAGUGAGAUCCUUCAAAAGGAGGUACAAGACAACUAUUCCUUCACAUCCGAUAUCGCUCCCAGACAGAUCAGAGGAUAUGCCCCAAAGUAAGUCUCGAAUUGUUUAUUUAACAAUCAUGCACCAUAAACUAACCGUUGUAGGCAUGGAAAGUUCAUCUUCGAGGCAUGGAAGAACCCUGAGACUCUUGCAAUCAUCUCCAAGAUCGCUGGUGUUGACCUUGUGCCUGUCAUGGAUUAUGAGAUUGGCCAUGUUAACAUGUCCCUUCCUGGAAAGAAGAAUGACUAUGAUGACAAACUCAUGAUCUCUGAAGAAGAUGAUGAGCCCAUUGUUGGAUGGCACCGAGACAGCUACCCAUUCGUCUGCGUCUUGAUGAUGAGUGACACGACUGGUAUGAUUGGUGGUGAGACCGCUUUGAGAGCCGGUAAUGGCGAUAUCAUGAAAGUCCGGGGACCAACCAAGGUAAGGGUGAACCACAACCAGGCCGGUAUCAUUUCUGACAGUUGCAUUAGGGCUGCGGUGUUGUUCUCCAGGGCCGAUACAUUGAUCACCAGGCGUUACGUGCAUACGGAGGCCAGGAGAGAAUGACAAUGGUAAACAAUUUCUUUGCUCUCAUUUUCCCGUCAUUCUAUUUGGUGAUGUGUUCUCAAGUCGAACCCUUUCUAACACAUCAUAUUUUAGGUCACUUCCUUCCGCCCACGCUCUGCUGGCUUGAGAAACGAUUCCGUUUUGACCACCGUCCGUCCCAUUUCGAACCUCUCAGAUCUCUAUGGUCAAACCAUGGAGUACGAACUUGAAAACUGCGAGGUCCGAAUUCGGGAUAUGUUGAAGCACAUUCGUGACUCGAUGAAAGCUGGCGCAACGGAUGUCAAGGCGAUUAAGGCAUUCCUUGAUUUUGAGAUCAAGACAUUGAAUCAGCUGAAGACGGAAAUUGUCGAUGAGACAUCUGUUCAGAAAGGCCGUCUCGCUGAAGUUUGUGCAGAGGCAGCCGCUGGUUCUGGCAAGCGCAAACGUAUUGAAUAGACCAGAGGGUUUGGCGCUGUGGAUGGUUUCUCUACAAGGUAUUCGAACAAUGCCGCAGUGGUAUAUCGAAGGUCGCUUGUGGUAGAAUUUCGGUUUUGGGGAGUCGCUUUGGAGUGAAUUCUGGCGAGCGAGGUGUGUGUUGCUUGGGUGUUGGCGUGGUGCUUGGGACUUGAGCAUCACGGUUACUUUGUUGCUUUGGGAUCAUUCAUCUCAUCUUGCAAUGAAGGGCCCCUCUUCACAUCCUCAAAGAAUCGUUGACCCGUUGGCUGAAUUUCAUGGUAUAAGAUUUCAUCGGAUUGAGUGUAGUUUGAGAAACUGGAUUUUUAGCAACAGGGGUGGAAUCCGGACUUGGACUUGGAACUGGACUUGGGGGAGUUGAUUGAUAUUUAGUAUGCGAUGCGAAUACACACACUGGC